Messenger RNA from Symbiodinium necroappetens, 273 nucleotides. NCBI's taxonomy places the organism in Eukaryota, Dinophyceae, Suessiales, Symbiodiniaceae. The record is from the annotation of a GenBank genome assembly.
AUGGAUGCACGCCUCCACGAUGCAUGGCGUCGCCUUCGGACCAUGAUCCCAGACCUGGGAGAGUUUGACGCAUUGACCGCGGAGUUCCGGGUCUCUGCCGUGAAGGUUGCCAUGAUGCUGGAGACCGGGAGGCCGUCAGAGGCCGCAACCUUCGAUGUCGACUUUCGGCUGCCCGAUGCUAGGACCUUGUCUUGCCUGCUCUCCUUGCGCUGCGACAAGGAUGAUGCGGAGGAGCUGAGAGAGCUCUACCGCCUGCUUUGCCAAAAGCUCCAG